Messenger RNA from Zophobas morio, 761 nucleotides. Its product is annotated as thioredoxin domain-containing protein 17-like. Lineage: Eukaryota; Metazoa; Arthropoda; Insecta; Coleoptera; Tenebrionidae. Gene Ontology annotation, molecular function: zinc ion binding; DNA binding; protein-disulfide reductase [NAD(P)H] activity. Gene Ontology annotation, cellular component: cytosol. The transcript has 4 exons. The coding region runs from base 262 to 642 and encodes 126 amino acids. The record is from RefSeq and is a predicted model, not a curated record.
AUAAGUGCCAAACAUAACCUCUAAAAUUGCAGUAAAUUGUAAAUGUUAUUACUCCCAAUUUUUCUCAGAAAUUAAGGGUGAUAUUACUACAUGUGCAAUCAUAUUAUAACUAGUAAAGAAAAAAUGUGAUAUUUGGCGCUGAUAAAGAAAUUUAUCCAAACACUUAUCAAACUGGACUUAUCUGAGAGUGUGAUUGUUUAUCUUGUUUUUUUAGUGCAUACAGGGAAAACACUUUUUACAGUGAAAUUUAACAGAUAGGAAAUGGUCAGUAAACACUUUGUAGAAGGUUAUGAUGAAUUCUGUAAAUUUAUCGAAAAGUUUGAUGAUAAGGGUCAGCCUAUACACAUCUAUUUUGGAGGUUCAAAACUGCCAUCUGGAGAAAGUUGGUGUGAUGAUUGUGUAAGAGCUGCCCCAGUUAUUGAAGAGGCUUUAGAGAAAGCGAAAUAUGAAGGGCACUUUAUUUAUGUUCAAGUUGGAGACAGACCUUUUUGGAAAGACAUGAAUUGUCCUUUUCGAAAAGAUAAAAAAACUAAAUUAAUGGUGCUCCCAACCGUUUUACGGUGGCAACAACCACAGCGGUUGGAAGGAGACCAGUGUGAAAAAUUGGACCUUUUAGAAAUGCUACUCAGUGGUGAGGAAUGAGUUGGACACACCUUACAAAUUCAGUAUAUAUCAAAUAAAUUUAUUUUAUUGAGUGAAUAACUACAGCUUAUUCUACUUUUCCCCAGUUGCUUAAUAAAUAUCAUGUUUAUAAAGUAAAA